Molecule: messenger RNA, 1869 nt
Organism: Emys orbicularis (European pond turtle)
Lineage: Eukaryota; Metazoa; Chordata; Testudines; Emydidae
Product: zinc finger protein 436-like
Exons: 8
Coding region: 1-1869 (622 amino acids)
Biological process (GO): regulation of DNA-templated transcription
Source: RefSeq, a predicted model, not a curated record
AUGGCACAGUGGCGCGGGAAAGUUACCGUUAAUGGGGCAAGAAACAAAGCAGCUCUGCCGAGAAACCUGCGGGAGCGGAUUGCCCGGUAUCUCCACGAGAGUUUCCUGGAGAUCUCUGAGGGAGAUUCCCGUGAAAUUGCCUCCUCCUGGCUCGGUCCACUCUCGACUGGCAACGAAGCCAACGAAAUAUCCACAGGGGACUUCGCAGAGGAGAUGCCGGUGACCUUCGAGGAGGUGGCUGUGUAUUUCACCCAGGGGCAGGGGGCUCUGCUGGACCCCGCUCAGAGAGCCCUCUACAGGGACGUCAUGCAGGAGAACUAUGAGACGGUGACCUCGCUGGGAUUCCCCCUUCCCAAACCGGAGCUGAUCUCCCUCCUGGAACGAGGGGAAGAGCCGUGGGUGCCCAAUCUCCAGGCCUGCGAGGAAAGAGAGAUCCUGAGUGGUGCCCACAUAGGAUUUCCCAUUCCCAAACCUGACCUGAUCGCACAGCUGGAACGAGGGGAAGAGCCGUGGGUGCCCGAUCUACAGGCCGGCGAGGAAAGAGAGGUCCUGAGAUGCACCCGCACAGGUGCUGAGAUAGUCAGUGAGAAGGAGAAAGGGAAUCAUCAUGAGGAAGAUCCUGGGGAUGUGGAACCACAGCGCACAUUUAUGGGAAGAGCUGAAGGGAAUUUUUCCCAGUGCUGGGAACAGAGAGAAGCUUGUGGAAAUUGGCACAGGUCAGAGAGGCUGAUGGGAAACCACCCAGGGAAGAAAGUGGAUGAAUCUAUUAACUGUGGGGGAGGAGACAAGGAUCCCACAGCCCAGCGGACAAAUCCCAAGGAAGAGAAACCCUACCACUGCCUCCAGUGUGGGAAAGGAUUCAUUGUGAGACCACACCAUGUUACAAAUCAGACAAUCCAUACUGGAGAGAAACCCCUUCAAUACUUGGUCCCUGGGAAAAUCUUCAAUAUCUGCUCAGACUUUAAUAACCAAGGGAAAAGCCACAUAGGAGAGAAAUCCUAUCAAUGCCUCGAGUGCGGGAACUGUUUGAAUUCAGCACUAAUUACACAUCAGAUAAACCACACAGGAGAGAGAUCCCUUAAGUGCUUAGACUGUGGAAAAAGUUUCAUACGGAGGUCAGAUCUUGUUAAUCAUCAGGCAAUCCACACAGGAAACAGACCCCAUAAGUGCUUAGACUGUGGAAAGAGUUUCACACAGCGAUCAUAUCUUGUAAUACAUCAGAGGAUCCACACAGGAGAGAGACCCCAUAAGUGCUUAGACUGUGGGAAAAGUUACAUACAGAGUUCAGACCUUGCUAAACAUCAGGCAAUCCACACAGGAGAGAGACCCCAUAAGUGCUUAGACUGUGGGAAAAGUUACAUAUGGAGGUCAGAGCUUGUUAGACAUCAGGCAAUCCACACAGGAGAGAGACCCCAUAAGUGCUUAGACUGUGGAAAGAGUUUCACACAGCGAUCAUAUCUUUUAACACAUCAGAGGAUCCACACAGGAGAGAGACCCCAUAAGUGCUUGGACUGUGGGAAAAGUUUCAUAUGGAGGUCAGAGCUUGUUAAACAUCAGGCAAUCCACACAGGAGAGAGACCCCAUAAGUGCUUAGACUGUGGGAAAAGUUACACACGGCGGUCAGACCUUGUUAGGCAUCAGGCAUUCCACACAGGAGAGAGACCCCAUAAGUGCUUAGACUGUGGAAAAAGCUUCAUACGGAGGUCACUCCUUGUUAGACAUCAGGCAAUCCACACAGGAGAGAAAUCCCAUGAACGUGUGGACUAUGGGAAAGUCUCCGAUGAGCAGGAGGAAUACCCCGCGGCUCCCCAGUUCCUGCGGGCGGGGGAGAAAUCCCCCACACCUCCCCAGCCACCAAGUCUGAGGUGA